UUCAAGCGGUAAUAAUUCCCACUGUUAUCAACUUGGGGUUGCUGAGUGCCCGAUGAGUUGGUAACUUAGAUUUCUAACCACGCGUAGAAAAGGUUUUGGUCUUGAAGUUGAGAAAGGGGUAAUUGACAUUGGUGUGACAUUGGAUGCAGUCUUUGAAGCGUUUUCUGUGAGGGGGAGGGAAAAUAACGAUAACUUUAAGAGUUUAAUGCCUUGUCACUUACGUCAGGAAACUUGCACCGGAAAGAGAAAGAGGAAAAAACUAAACCUUAACCCCUAUCAAUUUUUUUCCGGACACUCAAGGAAAUUAAAAAGUCAAGCUUGUAAGUAGAAAACUCGUGAAAGCCUUGAACACAAUGCAUUCCAAAGUAUUUUCAAUUACUCUACAACUCAACGCGACAACACAUUGAUUAUGCAAAUGUCAAUUGUUUGUCAAUCAAGCACAAUGCGUUUGACAGCAGCGGGUUUAAGGGUCUUGCCUGUUUAUGUAUCACUGCGGAUGGCUCGUAUUGCACAGUUAACGGUGACCUCGACUUCGUCCACUUGGCAACGAGCAACGCUCGUCUUCGGUUUCCGACACAUUUCCACCUAAACCGUCACAGCCAGAAAUAACCCCGGGACAAUCCGACUAUCAGGCAUUAGUUCGUUUGAUGUGCUUCCACUGAGGACGCAAUUUAACGGGGUAACGCAGGAAACGAUGCUGAAAUUCGCGGUGCGGAAAACAUCAUCGUCAAUCUUCCACGAUGCGGUGGCGCGCAAGGACAUUGUCAGGCUUGCCUUUCUCAUGGAAAGCAACCGGCGCCAAUUCAACGUGGAUUUACUGGACGAGGAUGGGCUGACAGCUCUGCAAAGGGCUUGUUUUACAGGGAAUUUAAAGCUUGUGCAAUUGUUGGUCUCGUACGGGGCUAACCUUGAUAUUCAAGACAAAGAAGGUUGGAGUGUUCUACACGCCGCUGCGGUCGCCGGGAAUUUAUCGAUUUUGAGGUAUUUAGUGGCAGUUGGAGCUGACGUUUCAGUGCGAAAUGACUUAGGAGAGUUACCGAUAGAUGUUGCAACAGAUGUACAUUGUGUUAUUGUACUUGCGGAAGGUAUGAAACGUGCUGGGCUGAGAAAGCUCACGGAUAAGUUCUUCGCUAAGAGACCACAACUCAAGACACUUAUCAAAGACAGGUAUAUUGGCAUGAUCUCUUCUGGGACUUGUGAUAACAAGAACUCGAACAAUGACCAAGGAGUUAAAUUAAUUGAAAUAGGAGGUCCACCGGACAAGGGCAGUCUAUUUGAUGAUGGUACAGUAUUAAUCCCAAGGCGUGCAGUGUGUAAGAAAUGCCAGGGAAGAAAGAGAUAUUCGACAGCUUCAACAUGUUCGUCAGGAUCGUCCACUUCGAGUUCUUCAGACUCGGCUUACAUAUCCUCUAUGUCGUUAUCUGAGAGCUACAGCGACUCACAAGCUGUGAUAACAUUAGAUAGAGACAUUGAGUGGUACAGUGCUUUUGCUCCGUCUACACCUCAUCAAACAUCAACACCAUCUUCAACACCCUCGAAAUCUCGUCUCAGGCAAGAGUACUUCUACACCAAGCCAAGAGGUGUAAGCUCACCACCGGACCUCUCGAGCAAAGUGAACGCUCUCUCGAGUUUAAUACAAGGCUUGGAUAACGUCAACGACUUGAACGAUUCGGGCAUUUCUUUACUUCAUGAGAUGGCCGGAAGGGGGGACUCGGAAAGCGUACAGUUUUUGCUUGAGCAUGGAGCGGAAGUGAACAGGCAGUCUUUGAAUGGUAGUAGUCCUCUUCAUGAGGCUGUACAAAGCGGGAAUAUUGACUGUACGCUGUUAUUGCUACGCUCUGGCGCGGAUUUGUACGCGGAGACGGAUGGCGGUUUUUUACCCAUCGACAUAGCGCGGGAAAAUACGAUCCGAGACAUAUUACGAAGAGCAAUGAGCAUUAGAUAGAAAACAUUACUUUUACAAAGAUGGGAAUCUUAACCAAAUCUUAUACAUUGUACAAGUAAUUUUAGAUGGGAUGUACAGAUAUUUUAAUUGAUGAGUUUAAAUAAAGAGAGCUAAUCUAUAACCAUGAUAAA
This is a messenger RNA of Nematostella vectensis (starlet sea anemone), 2076 nucleotides long. Its product is annotated as protein phosphatase 1 regulatory subunit 16A. Bases 695 to 1945 code for a protein of 416 amino acids. NCBI's taxonomy places the organism in Eukaryota, Metazoa, Cnidaria, Anthozoa, Actiniaria, Edwardsiidae. Gene Ontology annotation, molecular function: enzyme inhibitor activity; phosphatase regulator activity; protein binding. Gene Ontology annotation, cellular component: cytoplasm. The record is from RefSeq and is a predicted model, not a curated record. The transcript has a single exon.